CGGUGGCUUACCCGGGCUCGUUCCGGCCUGUUUCCCCCUGUUGAGGUCGCCGCAUGCUGCUGCCUGGCACGGCGCUGCUUCGCCGGCCUCUCCACCGCAUCCGUGCUUUGGGCCGCCUGCACGCCCGCGCCCUCAUGGACCUCAGGGAGCUCGUUUCUGCCCUGAAUGACUUCGCGCCCCUCUCUCUGGCGGAAAGCUGGGACAAUGUGGGGUUGCUGGUGGAACCGAGUCCUCCCCACACUGUGAACACCCUUUUCCUCACUAACGAUCUCACCGAGGAGGUGAUGGAAGAGGCGAUGCAAAAGAAGGCAGACCUUAUUCUAUCUUACCACCCACCUAUAUUCGCGCCGCUCAAGCGAGUAACGUGGAAGACCUGGAAGGAACGGCUGGUGGUCCGAGCCCUGGAGCACAGAAUUGGGAUUUACUCUCCACACACAGCCUACGAUGCCAUACCUCACGGAGUUAAUAACUGGCUAACAAAGGGACUCGGUGCCUGUACUUCAGUCCCACUGCAUCCAUCAACUGCACCAAGCUGUCCAGCUGAGGGCACUCACCGGGUAGAAUUCUGCACAGACACUGAGCAUCUGGAAGUAGUGCUGUCCAAAAUCAAAGACAUCCAAGAGAUCUCUUGUCUCACUACUUUCCCAGCCAGGGUUGAAGGUGAGGAGCAAACACGAGUCACUUUGAACUGCUCUCAGAAAGCCCUGUUGGAGGUGGUGGCAUUAUUGUCCCAGAACAGCCUUCUUUAUCGCAAGACCGAGAUUCUCUUGCUACAAAAGCCUCUUCUUCCCCACACUGGAAUGGGACGUCUGUGCACGCUGAGCGAGCCAGUCUCCUUGUCAAACAUAAUUGAGCGGAUCAAAAGCCACCUAAAAUUACCUCACGUCCGUGUAGCUGUGGGAACGGGCAAGACACGAGAAUCGCUGGUGAAGAAAGCUGCUCUGUGUGCUGGUUCUGGGAGCAGUGUCCUGAAGGGAACAGAAGCUGACCUCUACCUCACAGGAGAGAUGUCUCACCACGACGUUCUGGAUGCAGUUGCCAAGGGGAUAAGUGUUAUUCUGUGCGAGCACAGUAACACUGAGCGAGGCUUCUUGUCAGAGCUGCGUGACGUGCUAGCGACCCACCUACAGAACAAGGUCAACAUCAUUGUGUCUGAGAAGGACAGAGAUCCUCUCCAGGUGGCAUAGGGGAAAAAAACGUAAUAGAGAGAGAAUUCAGUCAAUCAUGGUAUCUUGCACAGACUCAUCCAGCUGCAAGCUUAGUGGAGGUGUUUUCAAGUGGUUCAGUGCAGAAUGAUUGUAUUGUACGGUCCCUCGAAGUUUGGGGUAUAUUUUGUCGUGUCAGAAAAAUAAAUACUUGUUUUGGGCUACCAAA
This is a messenger RNA of Empidonax traillii (willow flycatcher), 1374 nucleotides long. It is a transcript of the gene NIF3L1, whose product is annotated as NGG1 interacting factor 3 like 1. Bases 54 to 1187 code for a protein of 377 amino acids. Lineage: Eukaryota; Metazoa; Chordata; Aves; Passeriformes; Tyrannidae. Gene Ontology annotation, cellular component: mitochondrion; cytoplasm. The record is from RefSeq and is a predicted model, not a curated record. The transcript has 6 exons.